AGUAAUUCAUUUAGUUUCAUUCAACGCGGACCAGUCAGUUCGCAACAAGUUUUUGUGUCCGAUUCUGUAGGAAAUUCUGUUCAAAGUAUUUCUAACACAAUCUUAUUAAGCCAAGAACACUUCUAAAUACUUCAUUUUCAGAUAUCAAGAAAAAGUCCUCAACCAGACUAAACCCUGCUUUCCUCGACCAUCUUUGCCACAGUAGUCGACGAUGUCGUGCAUCGGUGGCACAUAUAAAUACUUACGAACAACCACGCUCCUGACGAGACUGCCCGCCGAAACCGAGCCGAACGCAGCAACUUAACGCACGCGCACCCGAAUAAAAAAUAACCCUCCAAAGAUAUAAAAAUGAAUAAUGCCGAACUAUAUCAGAAAAGCAAUACUUUACAAAAAAGGGAUGCCCUUCAAUGUUUAGAAGAGUAUGCGAAAAAAAUUAAAUGGAAAAACGACGGAGAUACGGUUAUAGAUAUAGGUUGCGGAGAUGGAAGUGUGACGACGAGUGUCCUGAAAAAGUUUAUACCCAAUAAUUGUAAGAGGCUUGUAGGUUGUGACAUUAGCGAAAAAAUGGUCCAAUUCGCUAAUGAGCACCAUGCGAGUGACCACACCAGCUUCACGGUCCUGGAUAUUGAGGGUGACUUGCCGAAUGAGCUUCGAGGAAAUUUUGAUCACGCAUUUUCGUUUUACACCUUGCACUGGAUAAAACAUCAAGAAACAGCAUUUUCAAAUAUACAUAGUAUGCUGGCAAAGGGAGGUGAUUGUCUCUUAAUAUUCCUGGGCCAUAUGCCGGUAUUCGACGUGUACCGCAUACUGGCUCGCACCGCAAGAUGGAGCUUUUGGCUGAAAGAUGUCGAUCGCUUCGUAUCGCCAUACCAUGACUGUCAGGAUCCUGAAAAAGAAAUUAAAAGAAUGAUGAUCUCUAUCGGAUUCACUGCGGUGGAAGUCAAAUGCACAGAAAAGUCAUUCAUCUACACCAGCCUUGAAGCUGUUAAAAGGGCUGUAACAGCAGUUAAUCCUUUUAAAAUACCAAAAGAAAUGCAGGAAGAUUUUCUCGAUGACUACGUUAAAAUAGUUCGCGACAUGCAACUUAUUGACCACGUUAAUAAUAAUUUAAAUGGGCCGGUCAGCGUCAGAACUAACUACAACCUGAUCAUAGCCUAUGGAAAAAAGUAGCUGAUUCUUGUGUGAGACAUUUCCUGCCAGUACAAAAAAAAUUAUAUGAAGGUCUUAUUUAAUCUUUACUUUUAAAUAUUUUUAUUUAUUUUAACGUUUUAACAUUUUUUUAUAUACCUAAGUGCUACAAUAUAAACUAUUUAUGUAAUAAUCUACCUUAAUUAUUUUUAGACUAAUAUUUGUAUCGGUUUUUA
Vanessa tameamea is the source of this 1364-nucleotide messenger RNA. It is a transcript of the gene jhamt, whose product is annotated as juvenile hormone acid O-methyltransferase. The transcript is spliced from 5 exons. Lineage: Eukaryota; Metazoa; Arthropoda; Insecta; Lepidoptera; Nymphalidae. Bases 349 to 1170 code for a protein of 273 amino acids. The record is from RefSeq and is a predicted model, not a curated record.